AUGAUGAAAAACAAAGAAAAUUCUUUAAGUUAUGAUAACAAUGGAAAUUUAAUCGAGAAACUCUCUUAUCACAUAUCAACGAGCAUUGGAAUAUUUUUCUACAAUUUAGGACUUCGAGUCGCUAGAAAUCCAUGGAAAGUGAUUGCGAUUUGCUGGCUCUCAGUAUUAAUAUUCUCUACAGGAUUCUUAAAUUUCUAUCAAGAAAAGGAUCCAUUUAAGCUAUGGGUCCCAGACAACAUUGACUUUCACAAGCAUACAAAAUUCAUCGUAAAAAAUUACAAAGAGGGUUUAAAGACAGAGAGUGUCUUGAUAAUUAGUAAAAAUAAUGUACUUACUGAAGAAGUAUUUUCAAAACUGAGAAAAAUCACUCGGGAGAUCAAUAAUAUUAAAAUUGAGGGAGAACAUGGAGGAGUAAAAAAAUUAAACGAUUUAUGCUUCAAAGUGCCUUUAAUCACAAUCUAUUCAAAAUUGAUGGACAGUAUGGGAUCAAAUAACAAGCACAAACGUUCAAAUGACGAUACUACGGAAGAUCUUGGAGAAAUGAUUAACAAUAAUCCAGAUGAUUUUAUUAAAAAGAUGUUUGACCCAUCCUUUAAGAUCACAACGAAGCAAUAUUGUUCAAUAGUAAGUAAAUUAAAGCUCGGCUGUAUGCACGAGAAUAUUUUGGACAUGUGGAAUGCAGAGACAUCAAAUCUUACUAAACAUGACAUCACAGAGAAAAUAGACACAACGUACAUUAAUCGAGUGACUGGACAUGAAAUGAAUUUCACGACUCUCUUGGGUGAUGUAGAGAGGAACGCGAAUGGUCACGUAAUAUCAGCAAAAUCUCUCCUGACUAAUUUUAAUCUUCAUUUAAAUUUCUCAGAAAUUAAUCUAGAAAGAACUGGCAAUGCCGCUGGAACUGAAUCGUGGACAACGGUCAAUGUAAUGAGAUUUGAGGAGAAAUUUUUAAUUUUAAUGGGAAAGUUGAAGCGUGAAUUUGAAACUGAAGAUAUUAAAAUUUAUUAUGCAGCAGGUAGAAGCUAUGGAGAUAUUUCUGAAAAGACUCUCUUCCAAGACAUUUCAAAAGUUAUUUUUGGAACAUUUUUAAUGACAAUUUACAUGGUUUUCAUACUGUCUAAAUACAGCUGGGUGGAACUUCGUCUUCAAUUGACAUCAUUUGGUGUCAUGAAUAUUGGAAUGGCUUAUAUAAGUGGCUGUGGAUUAGCAUCAACAUUUAUGUUCUACACACCAGUCCAUUCGAGUCUAUUUUUCAUUAUUCUUGGACUUGGUGUCGAUGACAUCUUCGUGAUCAUGGCUGCAUACAGAAAAAUAACAAGCAUCAACAACAUUGAAAUGAGUUUAGAGGAGAAAAUAGCAAGAACAAUGCAAAAAGCUGGUGCAUCAAUAACAAUUACGUCUUUAACAGACAUUAUAGCAUUUUUAGUCGGUUCCUUCACAAUUCUUCCGUCCUUACGAUCAUUUUGUAUUUUUGGUGCUUUAUGUAUCUUAAUGACAUACAUUUAUGUCGUGACAUUCUUUGUUGCUGUACUUACAAUUGAUGAGAAGCGUGUAGCUGAUAAGCGUAAUGGCUUAGUGCCGUGCAUCAAACAUGAAGAAAAGACUCCAAGUUGCGAACCUAAAUUAAUGUGGAACUUCCUGCACUUUUUUCAUGGCAAAAUUAUUCUUACAAAAUUUGGGAAAAUUGCAGUCAUCUUGUCAGUUGUAGCUAUAACAGGAUUUUCAAUUCAUCGAUUGCUCCUGAUCAAGCAGAAAUUCGAUCCAAUGUGGUUUAUUCCGUCAAAGACCUACUUCUAUGAAUAUGUCAUGGAACAUCGAGAAUAUUAUCCAAAUCGUGGAUUUGAAGCUGGUGUUUAUAUGAACAACCUUAAUUAUACAGCAGAUCUGUCCAAAAUCAUUUUGAUGGCUAAAGAAAUUGAGAAUCAAAGUGAAAUUCUAUCAAAUGUGCAAGCAUGGCCGAUAAAGUUUCAAGAUUUUGUGCUUAGUCUCUAUGAAAUUGACUUGAUGACAUAUCGACUUAGUGAUGCAGAAUGGAAAGAUUAUUUAUCAAAGUUCCUGUUCAGUGUUGAUGGUGGGAAGUUUCAAGCUAAUUUUAGAUUCACUGAUAAACUCAUUUGUGGACAGCCAGCAUCAGAUAUUUUAAUUUCAUCCAUUACUUACACAUAUUUUCGAUUUGAUGAUCGCGAUGAGUUCAUUCCAGCUAGAGCAUCAAUUGAGAAUAUCGUAAAAUCAUUAAACUUUUCACAAAAUGACGUUUUUGUUUGGGGACGUGUUUUUGCGAAUUGGUAUACAGACGAGAUAAUUGAUUCAGAGAUUUAUCGGAAUAUUUCAUUGGCACUGAUUGGAGUGUUUAUAUGUACAACAGUUAUGAUUGUCAAUAUUCAAGUGUGCGCCUACAUUUUUACAUGCGUUCUGCUAUCACUUGUCAGUAUUGGUGGAUUUAUGCAGUUCUGGGGAUUGACGUUGGAUAUUGUGACUUCUAUUGGACUGCAAUUGAGUGUUGGACUAUGUAUUGACUAUGCAGCCCACAUUGGACACACAUUUUUAACAAUAUCGGAACCGGAUGGAAACAAACGAGCUCUUUUGACAGUAGAAGAAAUAGGAGGUGCCGUCCUGGAAGGCGGUGGAUCAACAAUGCUCGCAAUCAUGCUAUUAGCCACAUCAGAUGCUUACACAUUCAGGACAUUCUUUAAAAUUUUCAUAAUUGUGGUAAUUUUUGGACUUUAUUUCGGUGUGGUUUUUUUGCCAGUUAUUUUAAGUAUUUUCAAACCUAAGCCAUAUGAAGCUUAUGGAUCACAUCAUGAGUCGAAUAAUGAGAAUGAACUAGUACUUUUAGAUAAGGAUUCGAAGAAUAUUAAAAUUAUUAAGCAGAACGACAAAAUUAGCAACAGUAGCUGUGAUAAAACUGAAUGUUAA
Molecule: messenger RNA, 2916 nt
Organism: Chironomus riparius
Lineage: Eukaryota; Metazoa; Arthropoda; Insecta; Diptera; Chironomidae
Source: the annotation of a GenBank genome assembly